CUGCGGACUCUCCCCGGACCAAAAUUCGCCAGAUUCUCACCCUUUUACCGUGCAUGGAAGAUAUCCAAAGGAGACGCACCCGUUUUUUACCGCAACUUGCAUGAGAAAUAUGGCCGGAUUGUCCGGACAGGACCGAAUACCGUUGACAUCUCCGACCCUGAUGCCCUGCCCGUGAUAUACGGGAUAGGUAGCAAGUUCCUUAAGUCCGCUUUCUACGAUGCCUUCAGUCCAUUCUAUGAGGACAUAGUCAUGCCUAGCAUGUUCUCUGUCCGCGAUCCAGUCGCCCACCAGGCACUUCGGAGACCGGUUGCUCAAAAGUUCUCCAUGUCCUCUAUCAAAUCGCUUGAGCCAUUCGCAGACGAAUGCAACAAGAUCUUCAUCGACGCAAUGAGAGAUCUGGAAGGACAACAAGUUGAUCUUGGUGUUUGGCUACAGUGGUACGCGUUCGACGUGAUCGGAGCCAUCACUUUCCAAAGUCGGUUCGGAUUCAUGGAGAAGCGACAGGAUGUACGCGGUAUGAUAGGUGCGCUGGAUGCAGGCCUGCACUAUGCAGGUAUUGUGAGCCAGGUCCCCUUUCUUCAUCGGUGGAUGAUGGGAAAUAUUUGGGUGGGGAAAUUCUUGGCUGCUCAGCCAUUUUUCGAUGCUCCUGAUCCUUUUCGGACGAUGGUCCAGUUCACUCAAGAGUGUAUCGAUGACUAUGAUCAGCGUUCCGUCGAGGAACAUGGGGAUCGGCCGGAUUUUCUUGCUUGGCUUAGAGGCGAGGAGGCAAAGGGUAAACCGAUGCCUAAUCGUGAUAUUAUGAAUCAUCUGAGCAAUAACCUGCUUGCUGGGAGCGAUACCACGGCAAUCUCUCUUCGCGCUAUUGUCUACUACCUUGUGCAGAACAAGGCAGUUUACAGAAAAUUACAGAAGGAGAUCGACGAGGCUGAUAAAGCGGGAAGACUGUCUGAAGACAUCACUUAUGCCGAGUGCCUAGAGCUUCCUUAUCUACAAGUCGUCAUGAAAGAAGCAAUGCGGUGCAACCCCGGAGUAUCAUUUCCCCUUGAGCGUAUCGUUCCUCAAGGUGGAAUCGAUCUCUGUGGAGUCCAUCUAGAUGCAGGGACUAUUGUCGGGAUGAACGCGGCGGUUGUACACCAUGACAAGUCUAUAUAUGGAGAAGAUGCCGCCAUUUUCCGACCAGAAAGGUGGACGGAGUCUAGUGAGGAGGAAGUCAAAAUCAUGGAUAGAAACCUGAUGACAUUUGGAUAUGGCUCUCGAACGUGUGUUGGAAAGAACAUCUCUAUUAUGGAAAUGGGGAAACUGGUUCCACAGCUUAUUCGCAAUUUCGAGAUUGAAUGGGCAUCUGAAGAACCGGAAUGGCGAGUCGAGACAUUCUGGUUUGCGAAACAGCAUGGGUUGAAAUGCCGGUUGAAAUCUCGCACUUCACACUAUUGA
Penicillium verhagenii is the source of this 1434-nucleotide messenger RNA. RefSeq names its product cytochrome P450. The transcript is spliced from 6 exons. NCBI's taxonomy places the organism in Eukaryota, Fungi, Ascomycota, Eurotiomycetes, Eurotiales, Aspergillaceae. Gene Ontology annotation, molecular function: oxidoreductase activity, acting on paired donors, with incorporation or reduction of molecular oxygen; iron ion binding; heme binding. The record is from RefSeq and is a predicted model, not a curated record.